Messenger RNA from Microthlaspi erraticum, 450 nucleotides. Lineage: Eukaryota; Viridiplantae; Streptophyta; Magnoliopsida; Brassicales; Brassicaceae. The record is from the annotation of a GenBank genome assembly.
AUGCCUUUGUCUGUAGCGAAGAGACUGGGAUAUCACAAGUACCAAGCCUGCGGAAUCUCACUAGUCUUGGCAGAUAGAUCGAUAAGGUUACCAACUGGGAUGCUUGAAGACCUGCCUUUGAGGAUAGGGAAUGUGGAGAUCCCCACAGACUUCAUUGUACUUGAGAUGGAUGAGGAACCAACAGAUCCAUUGAUUCUAGGAAGGCCAUUCCUAGCUACAGCAAGAGCAAUGAUAGAUGUCUGUGAAGGAACAAUUGAGUUAAACUUGGGAAAGGACCUGAAGAUGAAGUUUGAUAUAAAAGAUACAAUGAGGAAACCAACUAUAGAAGGUCAGCUCUUUUAUGUUGAGGAAAUGGAUCAGUUGGCAGAUGAGCUUCUAGAAGAGUUAUCAACAGAGGAUCCACUACAAGUUGCUUUGACCAAGGACUCUUCAGAGGGAUAUGUGAGCUAA